Staurois parvus is the source of this 474-nucleotide messenger RNA. Lineage: Eukaryota; Metazoa; Chordata; Amphibia; Anura; Ranidae. The record is from the annotation of a GenBank genome assembly.
AUGGGCCCCAGUACCGCCUCCUCAUGCUGCUGCCAGGCCCGUAAUCUGCCAUGGGCCCCAGUACCGCCUCCUCAUGCUGCUGCCAGGCCCGUAAUCUGCCAUGGGCCCCUGUACCGCCUCCUAAUGCUGCUGCCAGGUCCAGAGUGUCUCAUGGGUCCCUGUACGGCCUCCCAUUGCUGCUGUCUCCAUCGCCACACUCUGCCAUGUGCCACUUUCAGGUCUCCUCACACUGCUGGUGGGUUCCAUUUUUGUCAUAGGGUGCUGUAUGGCCUCCCAUUGCUGCUGCCUCCACCGCCACACUGUGGCUCCACACUCUGGUUUUGGCCCGUGACUGCCCAAAUGAGUGAAGUGUGCGGUGAUUCUAAGAUCGACGGCACUCAUCUGCAUGUCAUACUGACUGACAGUAUUAUUUCUCUUCCCCAGCAGACUCCAAGGGCAUUUAAAUUAAAGGUACAGUGUUCUGCACUAAUAUAA